Molecule: messenger RNA, 4911 nt
Organism: Protopterus annectens (West African lungfish)
Lineage: Eukaryota; Metazoa; Chordata; Ceratodontiformes; Protopteridae
Gene: SEZ6L2
Product: seizure related 6 homolog like 2
Exons: 18
Coding region: 360-3287 (975 amino acids)
Biological process (GO): synapse maturation
Cellular component (GO): neuronal cell body; endoplasmic reticulum
Source: RefSeq, a predicted model, not a curated record
AAAAAAGAGCUUCAGGAACUGACGUAACAGCACCUUGAUCUUUCAAUCAAAACAGUCUUCAUUUCUGGGACCCAUGACGGCGCAUCUCUGAAUAGGAUCGGACCUGCAAAACAAAGAGCCAUUCUGCUUUUCACUUGCUUCUUUUCUUUCCUUUUUUGUAUUUUUUUAAAUGUUGUUCGAGAACUAGUAUUCUCUCCAUCAGCAAGAAAGAAACGCACCCGGGAGUGCUGAAGACGGGCGUUUUGAAAGCCUGAGCGAUCCAUCGCUUCUCAUUGCAGGAAGACUCCUACGUGAAAGAAAAAAGGGGGCAGUGUAUACAUAUUUUAAGGGGUGGGAAAAAACACAAGUCUUCAGGUGCCAUGGCCGGCUGCAGGGAGCAGAGACGUGCCAUUUGGGUGCUGCUUGUGGCGUCCUGGUCACUGGCGUGGAUUCAAGCUCUGCCUUUCAGAGAGGAUGAAUACCCAGGAGAUACCAGCACCAUUGCAGCAAAUGUGGGUCAGACCACAAUGGCUGAGACACAUGGCAUGGAUAGCAAAACAUCAGGCAUUCCAUUACCACCAGAAUCCUACAGAGAACUGCUUCACAGUGCCCUGUUGAAGAAAGACUUCCGUGGGCAACAGAAGUUUUUUGCAGGAACCACUAUGAACCCUACGCAGGCAGUACCAGUGUACCAGGGGUCUGAACUUCCACCUAUGACUACUGAUGUUGCUGGUAUCCUGACUACAGCUGUGAUGUCACCUGUGGCCAACUCUGACAAGAAGUCCUCUGAGACAGCCUUUGCAACCACCACAGCCCAGUUCCUCACCACACCCACCUUAACGACUGCGGCCCCUGCCAAAAAUUCUGGGAAAGAAGUUGGUAGAAGAACACUGGGAACUAUAUCCCACAAUCAGAAGGGCAAAGCAAUGACAACUGUUGCCCCAGGAGCAGGUCUGCCACCAGAGGCCCGCAUUGCCCUGACAACAUCUCUUCCUGAAGGGGAAGAAGAGACCACUACAACACUAAUAACAACCACUACCAUAACAACAGUUCACACACCAGUUUUGUGCAACAGCAACUUCAGUGAUGUAGAAGGUUAUGUGGAAUCGCCUGAAUACUCUGGAUCGCUGUUUUAUGGAGGGCUGGACUGCACUUAUACAAUCAGUGUUUAUACUGGAUAUGGGAUCGAACUUCAGGUCAAAAGUCUGAACCUUUCUAAAGAUGAUUCAUUGACAGUGGAGGGCCUUGGAGGUGAAGAACCUGUAGUUCUGGCCAAUGAGUCACUGAUGGUGGAAGGUCAGGUGAUCCGCAGCUUGACCAAUCAGGUCUUGAUCCACUUCCAGAGCUACCAGUCAACAUCUCCCAGUGUGUUUAAGUUUCACUACCAAGCUUAUCUGCUGAGCUGCGGUUUCCCGCAGCGUCCCCUUAAUGGAGAUGUGUCUGUCAGUGACCUACACCCAGGUGGAUCAGCACAGUUCCAGUGUGACCCUGGAUACAAGAUUGAAGGAAUGGACACACUCACUUGCCUGAAUAUCAGCCGACCACGGUGGAGUGGACAGGAACCACAGUGUGUGGCUUCCUGUGGUGGUACUGUCCGCAAUGCUACCUUGGGCCGUAUCCUGUCACCAGAUCCAAGUGGUCACCGGGGCAACAAUCUGACAUGUUACUGGCUGAUUGAGGCACCAGAGGGGCAGAAGUUGCAUUUACACUUUGAGAGGGUCUCUCUGGAUGAAGACAAUGACAGGUUGUUAAUACGAAGUGGAGGCAGCCAGCUUUCUCCUAUUCUUUAUGACUCCGACAUUGAUGAUGUGCCAGAGAGGGGUAUUCUAAGUGAUUCCCAGUCUCUUUACAUCCAACUUAUAUCUGAGAAUUCAGGUGUCCCGCUCAUUCUGUCUCUCAGAUAUGAAGCUUUUGAGAAUGACCGCUGCUAUGAACCAUUCCUGGCACAUGGGAACUUCACCACUUCGGACCUUCUGUACCGUGUAGGUACACUGGUAGAAUUUGCCUGCAGCUCUGGUUAUGUCUUGGAGCAGGGUCCAACUGUGAUAGAAUGCAUCAACCCAGAAAACCCACACUGGAAUGAGAGUGAGCCAGUCUGUAAAGCUUUGUGUGGUGGUGAGAUCUCAGAACACACUGGAGUGGUCCUGUCACCUGACUGGCCUCAGAACUAUGCCAAAGGACAAGACUGUGUUUGGGAAAUUCAUGUCAAUGAAGACAAACGUGUCAUGCUGGAUAUAGAAAUCCUGAAUAUUCGUAAGACUGACAGCUUGACAGUGUAUGAUGGGGAUGACCUCACUGCCCGCAUUCUCGGACAGUACAUGGGUGUUCAUCAGCGCCUGCAGCUGUACUCCUCAGCAGCCGAUGUCGCAAUUCAGUUCCAGUCUGAUGCAAAUGAUCCAUUCUUUGGCAUGAGCCAGGGGUUCAUCAUACAUUUCAAAGAGGUGGUCCGCAAUGAUACGUGUCCUGAUCUGCAAGAGAUCCAGUUUGGGCGGAAAACCCCCUCUCACCCUGAUCUCAUUCGUGGUACAGUGGUGACCUAUCAGUGUGACCCAGGCUAUGACAUCAUUGGUUCUGACAUCAUCACAUGCCAGUGGGAUCUAUCAUGGAGUAACACCCCACCAACCUGUGAGAAAAUCCUGUACUGUGCCGACCCUGGUGAGAUUACAAAUGGACUACGUAUGGUGUCUGACCACCGCUUUCCCAUCGGCUCACAGGUUCAAUACUCAUGCAAUGAGGGCUACACAAUCGAAGGCAGCAGUGCUCUGACAUGCUACAACAGGGACACGGGCACCCCCAAAUGGAGUGACAGAGUACCAAAAUGUGUCUUCCAGUAUAGGCCUUGUCCAAAUCCUGGUGUCCCUGACCAUGGAUACCAGACAUUGUACAAACGUCAUUACCAGCCAGGAGAAUCUCUUCGCUUCUUCUGCUAUGAGGGCUUUGAACUGAUUGGUGAGGUCACUAUCACCUGUUUGCCAGGAUAUCCCUCACAAUGGAACAGUUCUCCACCAUUCUGUAAAGUUGCAUAUGAGGAGCUCCUUGAUGACAGGAAACUUGAAGUUACGAAGACAACAGAUCCCUCUCACCAGAUGGAAGGCGGGAACAUUGCACUGGCAAUUUUUCUACCAGUCACCCUCAUCAUUCUUCUGAUUGGUGGAAUUUACCUCUACUAUACUAAGUUGCAAGGAAAAACUUUCUUUGGCUUUUCAUUUGCCAACUCCCAUUCCUACAGUCCUAUCACAGUGGAGUCUGAUUUCAAUAACCCACUGUUCGAGGCUGGGGACACAAGAGAGUAUGAAGUAUCUAUCUGAUAAGGGGACAACAGACCCUCAAGAGGAAGAGGAGGAUAAAGAGGAUGCAUCAGCAAGUUGUUUCCUGCCAAUGAUGUUUUGAUUCAGUUUCAGAGACUCACCCUUUAAUCUUGUGACCCUUGUCCUUUGGCCUACGCUCCCAUCGCAUACACCUUGUUCCCACGUCUGCUUUAUAACCCUGACCUUACAUCACAGGUCACAUCUUUUUAUCCCUUUGUUCUUAUUAGUGCCAAUACCUGUUGAAUGUGUUUGGGGCAGCCAUUUCUCUGCAUGGGUUGGGGGGGGAAGCAGAGGUGAAAUGGAAGCAGCAAGACCUCUUUGUAAAUUAUGAAAUAUGCUAAUUUUAAUAGAGGAUUAAUAAUAUCCUAAAAGCUGCUGCCCCUGUCUUUUUUGAACCAGCAUUAAUAGUGCCAAUGUAAUUCUGCUUUGUUCGCAACAGAGUUUUUGUGCUAUAAGCAUUCAACCAGAGAGAAAGAGCAAUAUGCACCUCCUACCCUUCCUCACCUUCCUACAAGGUGAACGUCACUUUUCCUGAACACAUGACUGCUCUUUCAUGGCUUUCAUCAACUGUGUAAAUUUGUAAAUUAGUCAACCAAUCAUAUAAGCUAACCCAUGUGACAUCUAUUUCCCAGGUUUGGAGGUCUGAAACAAAUCAUGAAAAAAAAAACUGUCUUUGUGGCCAAAAAUGGACAAAACAUGUAUUACAUAAGUUGCUGAAAUAAUUCAAAAGCCUAAUAAUAGCAUGACCUUGUAUCAAACACUUGUUUUCCAUCCUCUUGACAUACACAUUUAAUGCAGUAUUUCGAGACUAUAUUAUUUCUAGUUGGGUAAAACAUCUUUAUUUGUUGGGAUAAACAAGCCUGGUAAUGUGAUAGCCUUGAUGUUAGUGUGGAUGAAGCGGGGUUAUUGGAGAAUGAACUGGUGAGCUGUGUACAGAAGCAGUGGAUUUGAGUUGAUUUUGUUUCCAGAUGAUGAAACCAUACUAGGAGUUCAAGCAGUUUGUAUAAAAAGCAGAUAGGGCUGAAAGAAAAAAUAAAAAACGUCAUUCAAAUAUAUUGGACACGGGAUCUCUCAGUUCCUAGUACUUUCAGUUGUUCCACUAAUCUGUGUUGAUCAAACUGCCUUCUGAAACUCAGGGCCAUUAUCAAAAGGAGAGUAUUUUUUUUUAGAACUUUGUCUUAGACUGUUCCAGAAGAAACAACUACCUGUUAUCAUGCGGUAACUUAGGAGUUGGUUGGCUAUUUUGGAGCUGCAAUAUGUUAAUAGAGGUUCUGAGAUCCAAACCUACAUUUACAUGACAUAAUAGACGUUGUGCCAUGAUUCUUCUUCUUAUGAAUUCUAAAAAAGAACCUACUUGUUUCCGUACCUACGAUCAUGUUUACUUAGUGAGAUCAGUUUUAAAGUUAGAUAGAUAUUAUCUGAGAUUAGACUGCAGAAUUCAAGUAAUGGAUAUAUUUGUCAGAUUUUAAGAGUUGCAUUAGGUAGUUGCUACCCUGUGGGAUCAUGGGAGAAGAGAUGCACUGCCUAUUAUCGGUUAUACAAUUGUUGUGCUACUUUGACAAACCUGGUUGGCUACUAAUACAGCAGUGAUACUGUACUGGAUCUAGGACUAUUGAACGAAAGU